GUUUCUGUGAGCGUAUUUAUACACGAUCAUUGUGAACUGUGACAGCACCAUAUACGUGUGUCGGCGUCAACCCUGUCCCAACCGGAGCUGCAGCCGAGUUGCACCAACUUCAAUCGCAAUGGAUGUCACCUUUGACAACAUCACCUAUACGGUAUCUACCGGUAAACGGGAAAAGAAAACCGUCCUCAAUGGCGUGUCCGGGCGGUUUCAGUCCGGCGAGCUGACCGCCAUCAUGGGCCCGUCCGGGGCAGGCAAAUCGUCGCUGCUAAACAUUCUUACCGGUUACACGACACACGGUGUGAAGGGUACGCUUGCGUUCGGCAGCAGCGGCAGCACAAACCGUAAGCUGUGCAGCUACAUCCUACAGGAAGACUAUCUGCAGCCCCUGUUCACCGUGCACGAGAUAAUGCUGAUGGCCUGCGAUCUGAAGGUUUCGUCCGACAGUCUUAACCGCAGCGAAAAGCUUCGGCUGGUGGACAAAAUUCUCGACACGUUACACUUGAGCUACUGCAAGCAGACGCGCUGUGGCAGUUUGUCCGGCGGCCAGCGGAAGCGUCUAUCAAUCGCACUGGAGCUUAUCGAUAAUCCGCCGAUCCUCUUUCUGGACGAACCGACCACCGGCCUGGACAGCUCGUCGUCACUGUACACGAUCAAGCUGCUGCAGGGGCUGGCCCGCGAAGGGCGCACCAUCGUCUGCACCAUCCACCAGCCGUCCGCCACCGUGUAUGAAAUGUUUGACCACGUGUACGUGCUGGCCGAGGGCCACUGCGUCUACCAGGGUUCGGCCCUGAACACCGUACCGUACCUGCGCUCGGUCGGGCUGCACUGUCCGGCGUAUCACAAUGCGGCCGAUUACUUGCUGGAGGUCACCAACAAGGAGUACGGCAACUUUACCAAAGCGCUUGCCAAAGCCGCCACCGAUCCGAGCUGGCGAUUGGCCCCGCUCGUCGACCGGUUGGGCGGUGGUGGUGGUGGUGGAGUGCCGGCCGCACUACCCCCCUGUCCGCCGGCCUACGACAGCAAUCACAACGAUGCCAUCUACCAGGGCCACCGGAAGGAAGUGGCGGUGGUCGUACCGCUGGUCGGCCCGGUGGACCAGCUGCCCGGCAAGAUGGCGGACCAGAGCCAGCGCCGACCGUCCGAGUUUGCCAAACUGUUGAUCCUGAUGAAGCGCUCCAACAUUCAGCUGUACCGGGACUGGACGGUAACGCAUCUGAAGCUGUUUGUUCACAUCGUGUGUGCCAUCGUGAUUGGAUUGCUGUUCGGCGAUUCGGGCAUUAACGCAACGAAAUCGAUCUCGAACGUGGCCUCGUUCAUGGUGCACAUACUGUACCUGUGGUACACGACGGUGAUGCCGGGCGUGCUGAAAUAUCCGUACGAAAUGAAUAUCUUAAAGAAGGAAUCGUUCAACCGGUGGUACAAAAUACGGACGUACUUUGUCGCGUCGAUGCUGACGUCACUGCCAGUGCAGAUCUUCUUUGCGAUCGUUUACGCCACGAUUGUGUACGCGAUGACGUACCAACCGUGCGAGCUGGAGCGCUAUCUCAUGUUUACGGCCGUGCUGGUGCUCAACACCAUCGUUGCCGACGGGUUCGGCCUGUUUCUCGGCACGUUCCUGAACGAAAUCAACGGAACGUUCAUCGGUGCCAUCAUGACCUGCUUCAUGUUUGUGUUUUGCGGUUUUCUCAUCAUGUUCAGCCACAUGUCGGAUGCGAUGCGGGGCAUCAGCUACCUUUCCUCCCAUCGCUACAGCUUCGAGGCGCUCGUGCUGACCGCCUACGAUGACAGCCGGAGCGACCUGGUGUGCCCGAAGGACGAGAUGUACUGUCACUACGUGAAAGCCAACACGAUCAUGCGGGAGCUGGGCGUAGUGUCCGGCAACUAUCUGUUCAACGUGGUGACGCUGGUCGUGCAUUUCGUUGCAAUUAAGGUGGUUGGAUUCUGGACGCUGAAGCGCAAGCUGAAGAUGGGUUAACCCACAACAGGUCAAGAGGUCACUCAGUAAAUACACAAACCCACACACACCACACACACCCCACACACACAAACAAGCAUGACUUAAGCACGGACAAGCGGUAACCGGCGUGCCGGAAGCUGGCUUACUGGCACGGUUGGAGCAGCAGGAGUAGAAGAAGUGUAUGAGUAGGAGUAGUAGCGGUAGCACUAGCAAAACCCUUAAGAGGAAUGGAUUGUGAUUAAUAUUUCGUUGUAUAUUGUGGCGUACUUUAAACAUUUUUUUUUAUACUGAAUUGUAUUUUUUUCCUGGAACAUGUGAAUAUUGUAAUAGAAACUACAGGUGUGAACGUGAUUCACGCACGCUCGUGAGGCGAAAGGUGUGCUACGAGCCAAAUGCAUUAAAAGUGGUACAAAUGGAAAUAUUUAAAUGA
Molecule: messenger RNA, 2387 nt
Organism: Anopheles coluzzii
Lineage: Eukaryota; Metazoa; Arthropoda; Insecta; Diptera; Culicidae
Product: ATP-binding cassette sub-family G member 1
Exons: 11
Coding region: 119-1975 (618 amino acids)
Cellular component (GO): plasma membrane
Molecular function (GO): ABC-type transporter activity; ATP binding; ATP hydrolysis activity
Source: RefSeq, a predicted model, not a curated record